GAAAAUUAAUGGUGGUGUUCGGUUCUACGUCGCGCAAAGCAAGUCUCUAAAGUCUCGCAGAGCCAAGAAUAUAUCUCAGAAAAUCUUAAAUCUAAAAAAUCGGAAGCGAGGAUUUACCAAGUUAGCGGUGUGUAGGAGAGCCACUGAAAAAAUUAACGACCGAAAAACGGCAAUUGUUCGCAUUGCAAAUGCAAAUUUAAAGUGUGCGCAAGUCGAAAGGAGUGAGAGGGGAACAAAGAAACACAAUUAAUGAACGUGAAAUAACAAUCCGGCAAAUAAACCCGAUACCAAUACUUAUACCGAUCUGCAGCAGCGAAAAAAAAGAAAAACCCCAACAGGCACCCAAUAAAUGUACAUCUCUAAAUGCAUCAGCUAAGCAACAGUAUUUUUGCUCAACAAUAAACUUACGAGAACUCUGAAGGCAGGAAAGCAGAAGAGAUAUUUUCAUAGCCGUGAUUAUUUGUUGCAUUUGAAGAGGAAACAGUAACACUGAGGAAGAUUCGAGCGGCAAAGAGAACGCAGCGAGCUUAAGCCAACAACGUAGUACGACUAGCAAAAGACACCACCAAUUUAAUUUAAUCUAGAGAAGCAUACAAAACCGCAAGCAAGCAGAAGAAAAGUAGCCAAAUCUCUAUCUCUAUAUAUGUAUAGUAUAUGUAUCGGUCAUUUAUGAUUGGUAUAUAGCAGCAAAGUUAUAUAUUUACAAAGCCCCUAACACUUAGUCGGAGGUGAGCCCAGAAAAGACAGAACCACUGCUGCGAUACAGACCGCUGAGCACGGUCAACAUCCAGAUACACUUCAUCCAAACCGCGUCAACACAAAGCCAGCAAAAUAGAUACCAUGGAAGACAAUAACACGAGCAGCAGUGCGGGCGGUGCGUCCAUUAAACACGAGGACCCAUCGGUGACACUCACAAUAAGGCUGAUUAUGCAAGGAAAGGAAGUUGGUAGUAUUAUUGGUAAAAAGGGUGAAAUUGUCAACAGAUUUCGUGAAGAGUCUGGUGCCAAAAUCAACAUUUCGGAUGGCUCGUGCCCGGAACGUAUUGUGACUGUGUCUGGUACAACUAAUGCAAUCUUUUCGGCAUUUACGCUCAUUACAAAGAAGUUCGAAGAGUGGUGCUCGCAGUUCAAUGAUGUAGGCAAAGUUGGCAAAACUCAAAUACCCAUUCGAUUGAUUGUGCCCGCCAGUCAAUGUGGAUCGUUAAUUGGCAAGAGUGGUUCAAAGAUCAAGGAAAUUCGCCAGACCACAGGCUGCUCCAUCCAAGUGGCCAGUGAAAUGCUGCCCAAUUCGACAGAGCGUGCGGUUACUUUGAGCGGCAGUGCCGAGCAGAUCACCCAGUGCAUCUAUCAGAUAUGUCUUGUCAUGUUGGAGUCCCCGCCACGCGGUGCUACCAUCCCGUACCGACCGAAGCCACAGGUGACUGGACCCGUCAUCUUGGCCAAUGGACAGGCCUUCACCAUUCAAGGAAACUACGCAGUGCCCACACAAGAGACCUGUCCAGUGUUUCCACUUGCCCUGGCUACCGGCGGUCUACAUGCUGGUAUCUCAGGCUUGGCGGAUCCUUUGUUAAAGGGGGCACAUUUACAAGGAGCGAUACCAGCACACCACCAUCACCUACAGCAAAUGCCCGAUGUGGCCAAGAACCCGCUGGCCAGUCUGGCCGCCUUGGGCCUGGCUGGGAUGAAUCCGGCCAGCACUGGGGGCAUCAACCACACAGGUGAGUUGAGCGCUUCUGCGGCCAGAUGCCAGACAGAUUUCCAAUCUAAUCUAGGCUCUGCCCCAGCAGCCUUGGCUGCCCUGGCCGGGUCGCAACUGCGUACAGCGAAUCCCGCGAACCGAGCCCAGCAGCAGCAGCACGAGAUGACCGUCUCAAACGACCUGAUCGGCUGCAUCAUCGGCAAGGGAGGCACCAAGAUCGCCGAGAUCCGCCAGAUCUCCGGCGCCAUGAUCCGGAUCUCCAACUGCGAGGAGCGCGAGGGCGGCAACACCGACCGCACCAUCACCAUCAGCGGCAAUCCGGACUCGGUGGCUCUGGCCCAAUACUUAAUCAAUAUGAGAAUAUCAAUGGAGACUGCUGGUCUGCCCAUACCCGGUUACCACUAUAUUGCGCCCAGUGCAAUUGUUAAAACACCCAUUCACUAAAUGCAACAAUCACCAUCACCGCAACGGCAGCAGCUAAGGGUGCCGGAGGAGGCGGAUGAGGAGGAGUACUGCUACUGGAGGACACCGGCGGAGGAGCAGAGGAGAAGAGCAGCAGAGGAGUAACAUGAAACGUCAAAUGUUAAAUCAUAAGCAAUAUACAUAACAAAAACGGAAACGGAAACGUAAACGGAAAAGGAAAAGGAGAAAUAAGGAGAACAUAACUCACACGACACUGUCAGCGAUCACACAUUGAAAAGAUUACACUCAUACCAACACACAGACACACUCAUAGACAGACUCGGAGAGAAGCAUACAUGCAUACACGUUAUAUUUAUUCAUUGAUUCUUAUUAAUUAUGAUAUUUUCAUUAAGUUUUAAACGCAAGGGCAAACAAAUACAAGAACUUUUAUGUUAAACCGUUUUCGCGGGGCCCGGCGCAGCGCGCGCCGUGGGGGCCACCCAAAGUAAGAACAGAACAGCAAUUAAUUGUAAGAUUAGUCAAAAUGAAGACAAAAUAAAAGUAUAAAAAUCAAUUAACCACAUAAACACAUAAACAAACAAAAAUACGAAAAUCCAAAACUACAAAAUACAAAAAUACAAAAAAUUGCGAAAAGGCAGAAGUUUCAAAAUGCAGUUAAUUCUAAGCCAACAAUUUGUGCACGAGCAUGACCAAAAAGGAAGCAACAAGCAGAAAGUUAUGAAGAAAAGGUUAAGCGUAAAGAGAACGUACACGAAAGAGACAUUGAACAGACAACAAAAAAGCAAAAAAACAAACAAACAAUCUAAGAAACAAAGCAAGCAAAGACAGACAGACACAACAACAUAAAUUAUAUUUACAGCAAAUUGCAUCUAGCAUCGAUGUUUGCGUUUGUUAGUUGUUUGUUUAUAUGUAAACAUAUAUAUAUUAUACGAGUAUAUAGACACGGCGUAUAUUGAUAUGAUAAUUUUUAUUUUAUUAUUUCUAUUAUGGUAAUUGUUAUCGAAAUUGUAUUUGUGAUUUUUGAAUAUGUUUAGACUGAUGUGCAAAAUUGAUUCUGUUUAUUAAUUACAAGUAAACUACACAUAAACAUUAUGGACUAAUUAAUAGAUAUCUCUCUCUCUUUUUUUUUCGUUCUAUUAUCUUCUAUUGUCAAAUGAAAGGACUCAUUUAUUCAAAAUUAGAUUUAAUUUGUUGACAGCAACAACACAAAAGCACUUUGAUAAGCGAAACUCUAACUAGCAAAGGGAUUUCCGAUUGAAUGACUUAUCAAAGGCGUUGUAGUAUCUUUCGUUUGGUUUAUAGUGAAAUGCCUACUGCUGAGUGGUAAACCACAUUUAAUCUACUUACAAAUUAGCGAAAACAAUUUGAGUUACAAUAAUAAUUUUUAAGCACUUUUGCGGCGAUUAAAAAGACUUUUUCAGAAGCGUUGAGAAAAACGAGAAAUGGAUUUAAAUAUUAUAUUACGAUUAUGCUUAAAUUAAAGUAUAAUUUAAAUUUAUUAGCUGUUAAAUUUACACGCAAAACAAAACUAAAAAACAAAACAAAAAGAACCACGACAAAAGAGAACAUCAAAAAUAAACUGAUUUUCAAUGUUAAAAUUAAAUUAAUUUUAUUCUAAUUUAGUUCAUAGGCUGGGCAGUUAAAACCAAAAACAAGAACAAAAGCAACAACAAAAACAAGAAAGAUUAUAUUAAGAGACACUAAAACAUUUAGUUACUUAUACUAAACACUAAUUCACAAUAAAGCCUCUGGACAUGAGCUAAACGGUGUCGAAAGCCGAAGGUGAAAGCGAGAGCAUCAGUUUGCAAAUGGCAAAAUGUGUCAAAUUUUAUUAUACAUAUUAAUUAUUUAGUAAGAGGAUUUAUCAAAGCAUAAAGAAAACAAAAAACAUAUCCACUGCAAACGAAAACCAAUCUAACCACAACUUAUUAUAUUAACCAAACACAAAAACCGAAAGAUGAACAAAUUAUAAACCCAAACAUUACAUAUAAAGGCAAACAUAUCCCAGAGAACGCAAUGCAUGAAUCUAUCUUAUAGACAUCUAUGAUUUAUAACUAACCCACACUUAGUCGCGGUGUAGGUUUUGACUUGAGGAAUUGAUUAAAGAAGCAUUCAAAGUUAUUUCCCCUGACCAACUUCUCUUGUCAGCCUCAACACCCGUAAUUGAUCUUCAGUUUCAUCAGCCUCACACAUUGUUUAACAUCUUGCGCUCACUAAAGAAAGACAAACUUAUGAGACAACAAAACUUGAUUACAGGAAAUUGUUAAUAGCAUAAAGAGUAAAAGUAUAAUUAAUUGAACAAAUAAACCACAACAAGACGGGCCUAGCUGUUAGCUGCUCUCUUUCAAAAUACCGAUCAACCAACGGAGGAUCAAGCCAGACAGGCAGGCGGUGGAUAAAUGAUAUCAUAUGGCGAAACUAUUUCGUGAUUUUAGUGACAAAUAUAUUUCGCUGACGACAAACAAUUUGAAGCAAUCAUUUUGAAAUCAAGAACUUCGGUUCCCAACUUAAGCUGGAACGGAGGGAAAAUAAAACAGAAAAUACUGAGAGGCAGAUGUGGGAAAUCAGUCAAGAAACCGUAUAUCUAUAUAUAAAUAAAUGAUAUAUCUAUAUAUAAAUAUACAUAAAUUAAAUAUAUACUUAUUAUGUACACUUGUAUUUAAAUGUAUUUGAAAUAUUUAGUAAAUUUUUUGCGCAAGUUACACAAAAAAACCAAAAAAAGAAAAUGACAAAGAAAAACUCUGAAAAAAAAAGACGAGGGCGGCUACGGAGAUAGACGGGUCAACAGUGGCUAACUGGGAUUAUUUGUAAAAUAACAAAAUGAAAUGAAAGGGAUAAUUAAUUUAUGUGUAUGUGUGUAUAAGAGAAAUAGCUCAAACAGAUUUCACAAACAAUUUUUACUAAAUAUGCGUGUAAUUAAUGUAAUUAUUAACGACAUUUUGUUGAUAACUUGUAAAUUUGCAAAGGAAAAAUACGUGUAAGAAAAGCAAUUUUAAUGGUGCCUUAAAAACCAAACCAAGCAAAUUUCUUCUAGCCUGCCUUGCCUGCCCCCCUCAGCGAACUCAGUACUUAACUGGAUGGCAUGUGAGUUUUCCACCUUUUCCUCCUUUCUCCCGCUCUUCUUCUCGAUACUUCCACUUCCCAGGAGCUCUUCUUCCAAGAUCGACCCGAUCAGAUCGGGUUGGAUCAGUUGAUAGAGCCCGCUGAUAUGAUACGAUAAGCUUAGUUAUACUAUCGUACUAUCGUUUCGACAUAAGAACUUAUCCCUUUUAGCGACACGUGGUGACCCACAAGUGCUCAAAGCUAUCCGAGUCCGAUGCACUUCGAUUUGAAUUCGAGUCAGAUUCUGAUUCCGAUUCCGAUUCUGAUUUGGAUUCAGUUGGCACCGAACUUAGCUGCAAGUACACACGUAGUGGAUGCGACACUGAGACCCAAGAGAAUAUCAACAAUUAGCCCGAGCAAAUGAAUACCCAGAACAGAAGCAAACAUAUUAUUCAAAUUAUAUACAUAUACAGCAAACCGAACACACAUAUUAAUGUUUCUCUCAGUGUAAUUACAAGUCACUUGAAUGUAUUUGCUCACAUUUUUACAAUACAUGUCGAAGAACUCUACACAAUAAGCAACAAACGUAAAAGCAUUUAAGGCACUCGAUCGGUCGAAUGAAUGAUGGAUCGUUGGAUGGAUGCAAGGUCAUUGUUAAAGAAAAACGCAACUGUAGGAAAAGAGUAUAAAAAAAAACAGUAUAAAGGAAAACCAAUCCAAAAAAAAAACAUAUUUAUAUACAAAUAUAAAGCAAAAAUGAAACUUAACAUUAAGGUAUUUUAGAUAUUCUUAUUUAAUAUCCAAAAAAAGACAAGAAAUUAUACGAGCAGAGUUUUAAUUUAGAGGCAGAGAUAGGGAGAGAGAAAUGGGAGAUCGGGUCUAAGUAAUGAACAAAUAUAUGUGUAUUUAACUAACUAAAUAUCGGUGUUAGAAUUGUUAAGGAAACUCUAGAGAUUUUGGAAGGACACGAUAGAACGCUAGCAAUCCUGUUAUUCGAUUCUGUUACUCACAUACGAGUAUUCCUUUUCGGUUGCCACAUUAGGGAGCGAAGAUCUAAGGGGAAAUAUAACUACGUGUAUUCCAAUUCAUCAAAGCAAUUGAAGAAUUAAUAGAAGAACACCUAGGCAUUGGCCGGGGCCAAGGGGCUCUCGUUCCGUUGCCACUAGAAAUAUACGAAACAUCUAAGGUUUCUCAGCAUAACAAAGCGAAUCAAAGCAAAACCAAAUAUCGAGCAUUAUAUCUUAUAAACCUACGUAGAGCAACAACUUAACCACUAACAUACACACAUGCGUGCAUACAUAUAGACAGCAGAAACAGGGUAUCAUAGCUUCUUCAGACAAUACACAUAGGUAUCUACGAGUACACGUAUGCCUGGGUAUUGGAAUCGGAUUGGACGGACCGGACCGGACAGAGUAGAUAUUGGCGCAGGCAGUACACUUAAACUUCACAGGUGUUUUCAAUGAAACUAGCAUAUGUAUAUGUUUAUGUAUAUGUGUGUGUUUGUAUAUGUGUAACAAUAAAGUUGAAGAUCUCUCAAUCCAAAAAUGGGAACCGAAGGCCAAGAAGAUCACUGCAUUUCCUUGUUAGCCAGCAUGAGGGUUAAAUAAGGGGGCAAAGGGCAAACUAUUUGUCUGGCAUUUCGGACUCUCUCUUAAUCUCAUCUUUGGAGAAGACGAAAAGAAUGAAUAUGCAGCAUAAAAUUGAUAAAACUGAACAAUUGGGAUCAACUUAUAUUUUAAAUAUAAGAUUAAAUUGUAAAGACAAAACCUAAGCAAACCUUUUAAUUAAGCCCCGGAGUUUGUAGAAGUUACGUAAAUCUAGCAACGUCUAAAAAUCUCUUAAGAUGUAGGGGAGUAAAACGCAAUUUGUGCCAAAAAAAAAAAAAAAAGAAUAACAAAUGAAAACAAUGAGGUAGCAGACAGAGCAGAAGACGAACAAUAGAUACCGACUUUAACUGGCCAAAAGCACAACAGCAGCCACAAACGAGAACUCAGAGUAAAUUCUUUGCUUUUUUCGGGGAACAACACAUAGGAAUUAUACGAAUUUCAAUGGAUUCACAGUCGCCAGACAGUUACUCACAAAAGUAUUUAAAUGUUCACAUUUGCUCAACGCAAAGCACUUAAAGGAGCUUAUUUAACGAAAACCAAAACCAAAAACAAAAAACAAUACUAAACCAUAUAGAUGUGCGUAAUCAUUUCCACAUAAGUAAGUAGCCAGAUUGGCUGUAUUCGCAGUUUUAUUGCUAGAAGGUGCCAAAGAUCCCAGAGAAACCAAAGCUACAUACGAGUUAAUCGGGCAGUUCAUUCCCCAUUGGUUUCGUUGCAUACUUUUAGGCGAAACUUUGAGGCGUUCAGACUUGCGUUGCACUUCGGUUAGCCCCUGAGAUUUUGUUGCUAAUCUGCAGACACAAGCGAAAGGGAGGCAACACAGUCGCACCUAAACAAAUUACCGAAUAAUUGGAAAAUUGAGGAAAAAGAAAAGUAAACAAAGCAAAAACUAACUAAACAUAUUUACAAGUUGAAGAAAACUGCAAGGCAAUCAUAUAACUAGAGCUUCAAUAAUAAAAAAAAAGGACAAAUGUCAUAAAGGGGGAUGAAUUAUGGCUAUGAAACCAGUUGAAAAUGCCUAGAAAGUGUUUUGGAUAAAUAUAUAUUUAAGCAAUACUCACAAAUGGAUUAAAACUAUUUGCGUUAUCAUUGUGGUUAGAGCAAAACAAAGGAAAGGGGGUUAAAAGAACAAAACCAAAAGUUAGUGCCAAUUUUUAGUGCAAAUUUUUGCGUAAUUGUUUUCAUUUCAACGUUAUUAAAGAUACACCAAAGUAAAAAAAUAAAAAAAAAAACAAACAAAAAAGUUAAAGUAAACAGCAAACGAACAGUUGGUUUCAGAACCACCAAUUUUUGGGACACUUUCAAAAACAGAGACACAUGUAGGACCUGAAAGGGCCGACGGAACCGACGGACUAACGUAAGGCAAACUAACACUUAGCACCAGCACCGCAUAGUUUUCGAUCUGAACCAAAGUGUGUAGUGUAGUGUAGAGGCUAACUAACCCACGUACAUGUAGCUUAGCUCAAGAUACAUCGUCACCAUUAUUUUGCACCCGACAACCGGACAGAGACCCAAGUGGUCUACAAUGGACUAUAGCAUCGCCAUAGGCUCCAUGGUACACUUUGAAGGCAUCAGCAGAACAGGAACUUUUAAGUUGCAGUACACUGAAAGCAAAACUAUGGAAACACAAACAUACACACGCGUAAAACACGUAAAGAGAGGCGAUGCAAUGUUAAAUCGGAUAUCGCAAAUAUAAAAGUAAAGUUAAGCCAUAAGUGAAAUGAAUAUUGUUUAUCUGUGUACAACAAUAAUAUUUAAAUAAUUCUUAAAUGUGUAUUACGACUCUAUAAAGAACAAACCGAACAACACUCAACCGAACUCAUUGACACACGGCUAUAUCGGAGUGACCUGGGACAGAUUUGAUCAGACCGCUCGGAAGACGCCAAAACCCCAUUGGGAGUUCCGAUCUCACACCCGGACAGCCCUUUAGACGAUGCUCUUCAUAUGUUAGACUUUAGACACAGGCAUGUCCGAAUACACAGAACUUAAUCACAAUAAGCAACCUAAACGGUAUUAAAGAUUUCUUAAAUAAUGGCAAAAUGUACAAGAAAACGGUAAAACGGUAAAAUGGUAAAACGAGUUGAAAUAUGUAAAAACAAAAACAAAGUAAUAAAAAAACUCGAAAAGCAAACAUUAUUUACAACAUAUUUACAAUUCUAUAAAUUAUAUUUAAAAGUAUUUACAUAUAUAUGAAGAACAAACUCAAUGUGUAAGUAUGUGCGACCCCACACAUACUCGUAAAGAGUGCAAACGAACCCUAAAACGGACACGGUCUCACACAUAUACACACUCACAUCUACACCACUCACGCAUACGUAGGCAUCGCCAUCAGGGUGUAACGGUACAGGACGAGGACGAGGACGAGGGACUGCCUUCUCUGAUUACACCGACACUUACACUAGACAACACACGUCACAGAACGUAGAACAUAGAACACUGAACAGAUAUGUGCAAUACGACAGACUCGAAAUCACACAGUCACACGCAAAGUUAAGUGCAUUAUAAUUGAAUUUAUAGAGUUAAACGAAGCUAUUAAGUGAGAUUAUUUAACUGAUUAACUGAUUAUGAUUAUUAUUAACAAUGCAUACGCAUUUACUCACAACUCAUAUACACACCUAUAUAUAAAUAUAUAUAUAUAUAUAUACAUGGCAUAUAUCGCUGAAGAAUAUUUUCGUUGAUCAAACAAUCCAUAUAAGCAAAUAAAUUAUAAGUUAUCAUAUACCACAUCAUAUCAAACACAAGAAAAUACUGCAAGUUUACCCAACCAAAGGAAAUUGUAAGAAAUCAAGAUCGAUUUUUGAAAGCUACAUAAAUGUGUUGCGUUCUUUGAAUAAAUGUUUUUGAGUCAAAUUUUUACUUCAAAAACAAACAAAAAUAAAAAGUCUUAAAAGGUAAUAAAAUUAAUAGAAAGCAAGACACACAGACCUAAACAUAAGAACGUUGAGCUAGAAACAUUCUCACAGAUAUAUCUGUGUGAAAUUGAGAAAAUUGAUUAUGAAAAUGUACCACUUGUGUGAGGACAAAACCAAGAUAAGAACAACAGAAACCAAAACAAGAAUUUAACACAAUUUUUGAAUUCAUUAAAUAAAGGUAUGUGUUUAGAUAUAUUCAAAACAAA
Drosophila eugracilis is the source of this 9888-nucleotide messenger RNA. It is a transcript of the gene mub, whose product is annotated as poly(rC)-binding protein 3. Gene Ontology annotation, cellular component: cytoplasm; nucleus. Gene Ontology annotation, biological process: regulation of gene expression; regulation of RNA metabolic process. Gene Ontology annotation, molecular function: mRNA binding. The record is from RefSeq and is a predicted model, not a curated record. Lineage: Eukaryota; Metazoa; Arthropoda; Insecta; Diptera; Drosophilidae. Bases 841 to 2142 code for a protein of 433 amino acids. The transcript has 10 exons.